Elgaria multicarinata webbii is the source of this 474-nucleotide messenger RNA. Its product is annotated as histone H2A-like. The coding region runs from base 1 to 474 and encodes 157 amino acids. Lineage: Eukaryota; Metazoa; Chordata; Lepidosauria; Squamata; Anguidae. Gene Ontology annotation, molecular function: DNA binding; protein heterodimerization activity; structural constituent of chromatin. Gene Ontology annotation, biological process: heterochromatin formation. The transcript has a single exon. Gene Ontology annotation, cellular component: nucleosome; chromatin. The record is from RefSeq and is a predicted model, not a curated record.
AUGUCUGGUCGUGGCAAGACAGGCGGGAAGGCACGAGCAAAGGCAAAGUCUCGCUCCUCCAGAGCAGGGCUGCAAUUUCCUGUGGGCCGAGUUCACCGACUGCUGCGAAAGGGGAAUUACGCAGAGCGGAUUGGUGGUGGAGCCCCAGUAUAUUUGGCUGCUGUGCUCGAGUACCUCAGCGCCGAGAUCUUGGAACUCGCCGGCAACGCAGCGAGAGACAAUAAAAAGAGCCGAAUCAUCCCGCGCCACUUGCAGCUGGCGGUGCGCAACGAUGAAGAGCUGAACAAGCUGUUGGGCGGAGUUACAAUUGCUCAGGGUGGUGUUUUGCCCAACAUCCAUGCUGUCUUGCUGCCCAAGAAGACGGAAGCUCUGCAUAAUGCUGCUAGCAGCAAACCUACCACCAGCAUGAGCAAGUCUGCCAAGGUGCCCAAAGUUGCAGUCAAGCCCAUGGCUGCUCCUGUUGCUGUUCAGUGA